UCACAGAGCGUCUUAUGUAUAUGCAUUGAUGUCCAUCAUAACAAGGAGAGCGCUCUUCACAUCAUCAUGGGGAUCAUCCCCUCGCGUAUUCUACUCCACUGCCACCGCUUCUGGUGGCUACUCACGCUCAGAGAUACUUUCCAUGAGGCAACAGUACCACGGACCCCUCACCACCCUUUACGAUGAACCUCUCGUCAUCACCAAAGGACACAUGCAAUACCUCUAUGACGACAGCAAUCGCAAGUAUCUCGAUCUCUUUGGUGGAAUAGUGACAGUCUCUGUGGGCCACUGCCACCCUCGCAUAACGGAGGUUAUACAGCGGCAGGCCUCGGAGCUCGUGCACACUUCACCAAUCUAUGCCCAUCCAGAGCCAACUCUAUACGCUAAGGAGUUGGUCGAACGCCUUCCCCCACGACCCGAUGGGAAGAGCUGGAAGGUCUACUUUGUCAACUCUGGAUCAGAGGCCAAUGACUUAGCCGUUAUGCUCGCGAGACUAUACACAGGACGAUGGCCCAUCAUAGCUCUUCGCAAUGGGUACCAUGGUAUGACCUCCGGUACCCAGGGUAUAACGGCAGUAGGCUUCUACAAGCAUCAAGUCCCCGCAGGCUUCGGGGUGGACCACUUGGCUGUUCCUAAAGUUUAUAACUCGAGGCUUGGUCCCAACGCUUCCGUGGAGGACAUCGUCACCUAUCAUCUCAAUGAUCUGGCCGACCACCUCGACUCCUGCAUCAGUGAUGGACAGGUGGCCGCCUAUAUUUCUGAGUCCACACAGGGAGUUGGAGGACUCAUCACCUUACCUCCAGGGUAUCUGAUAGGCGUCUACGAACGCAUCAGAGCUGCGGGAGGAAUCUGCAUUGCUGAUGAAGUUCAAACUGGCUUUGGUCGUACAGGAACCAACUUCUGGGGGUUUCAGAAUCACGGAGUUAUGCCGGACAUCGUUACUAUGGCUAAGAGCAUCGGCAAUGGUAUGCCUUUGGCAGCCGUCGCAGCACGCGAAGACGUUAUGAACGAGCUGGGAAGGAAAACUUUUUUCAAUACCUACGGUGGAGGGCUCGUGCAGACGGCAGUCGGGCGGGAAGUACUCAAAAUCAUCGAUGACGAGAAGUUGAUGGAGCACUGCCGACAUGUUGGUGAUCAUCUCUUGAGUUGCCUUGGGGAUCUCAAGGUGAAGCAUUCGUCAUUCAUUGGAGACAUUCGAGGGGCCGGUCUGCUGAUCGGCAUUGAGCACAUUGGUGAUUCUGCUGCCCGUGAUAUGAAAUGGGCGUGGAACCGCCUCAAGGAGAAGGGAUUCCUCAUUGGUGGUGCCGGCCCGCACGGAAACAUCUUCAGGAUAGCGCCUCCAAUGUGCAUCACUAAGAAAGAUGUCGACCACUUCUGCACUGCUUUGGAUGAGGUUUAUACGGAAGUCGCAACUCGACGAUGA
Perkinsus marinus ATCC 50983 is the source of this 1423-nucleotide messenger RNA. RefSeq names its product ornithine aminotransferase, putative. The coding region runs from base 29 to 1423 and encodes 464 amino acids. Gene Ontology annotation, molecular function: transaminase activity; pyridoxal phosphate binding. The record is from RefSeq and is a predicted model, not a curated record. Lineage: Eukaryota; Perkinsozoa; Perkinsida; Perkinsidae. The transcript is spliced from 12 exons.